This is a messenger RNA of Brassica rapa (field mustard), 2064 nucleotides long. RefSeq lists its product as uncharacterized. Lineage: Eukaryota; Viridiplantae; Streptophyta; Magnoliopsida; Brassicales; Brassicaceae. The record is from RefSeq and is a predicted model, not a curated record. Gene Ontology annotation, molecular function: nucleic acid binding; zinc ion binding.
AUGAAGAAGAGAUUUGUUCCUAAUCACUAUGGAAGAGAUCUACACCAGAAGUUGAGAAGGCUUUCUCAAGGAUCUAAGAGUGUAGAGGACUAUCACCAGGAGAUGGAAACACUCAUGUUGAAAGCUGACUUAGAAGAAGAAGUAGAAGCUACUAUGGCUAGAUUCCAAGGAGGUCUUAACAGAGAUAUACAAGAUAGGUUGGAGCUACAAGAGUAUGAGGACAUGGAUGAACUGCUACAUAAGGCUAUUUUGAUUGAGCAGCAGAACAAGAGGAAGAGCUCUACCCGGUCUUCAUACACUCCUGCCUCAAAACCGGCCUACUCCAAGGAAGAUAAGCCAGGGGAUAAGUCCAAAGAAGGGUCUUCUUCAGUGGAGAACAAGAGAGAUGACAAGGGUAAAGGAGUAGCCACACCUACUAAGACCAGGAACAUUAAGUGUUUCAAGUGUCAUGGCUUUGGUCACUAUGCUAAUGAGUGCACCAACAAGAAGGUGAUGACUAUCUUAGCCGACGGGGAGGUGAUAUCUGAAGAGGAGGACGCCGGCCAAGAGUCUGAUGAGGAAGGCGUGGAGUACCCUGUCCGUGGAGAGCUAUUAGUCACCAGGAGACUUCUCAAUGCUCAACCUAAACCCAAAGAAGAUGAGCAAAGGGAAAACUUGUUUCACACCAGAUGCUUGAUUCAAGAAAAGGUUUGUAGCUUGAUCAUUGAUGGAGGAAGUUGUACUAAUGUAGCAAGUGCUGAGUUGGUGGAGAAGUUGGGUCUUCAAGUGUUCAAGCAUCCUAAGCCAUAUCUGUUGCAAUGGAUCAAUGAUGAGGGAGGAUUAAAGAUCACCAAGCAAGUGAAGGUAUUGCUAUCAGUGGGAAAGUACCAGGAUGAGAUCACUUGUGAUGUAGCACCCCUGGAAGCUAGCCACAUCCUUCUUGGACGUCCAUGGCAGUAUGAUAAGAGAUCAGUACAUGAUGGCUUUACCAACAGAUACACUUUUAUCCAUAAGGAGAAACAAGUUACCCUGGCGCCAAUGACCCCUCAGGAGGUACACCAGGAUCAGAUGCAUCUCAAAAUGAAGAGAGGAGAGUCCAAGGCCGCCAGCAAAUCCUUGCUUCUUGAAGAGACCAGCCAGGUAAGUAAACUCAACCUCUUUGCUACUGCUAAAGAUAUCAAAACUGCUGUGAUUGAACAAUCAAAUUUGAUACUAGUAGUUUACAAAGAAUUGUUGAGCUCUACUACUAACCCUGCUCCUGAGAUUCCAGAGGAGAUUGAGUGUCUUUUGCAGGAGUAUAGAGAUGUGUUCCCAGAGGACAAUCCCAUAGGUCUGCCGCCUAUUAGGGGAAUAGAGCACCAGAUUGACUUUGUACCAGGAGCUACUUUACCAAACCGUCCAGCAUACAGGACCAACCCUGUGGAGACUAAGGAGCUUCAGAAACAAGUCAAUGAGCUAAUGGAGAAGGGACAUAUCAGGGAGAGUAUGAGUCCUUGUGCUGUGAAGGCUAUCAGGGAGUGGCCGAUUCCUAAAUCUAUUGGAGAGGUCAGAAGUUUUCAUGGACUUGCUGGCUUCUACCGGAGGUUUGUGAGAGAUUUCAGUACAGUUGCAGCACCCCUGACUGAAGUAGUCAAGAAGAGUGUAGGUUUCACUUGGGGACCAGCACAAGAAGAGGCAUUUCAAAUGCUAAAAGAGAAGUUAACAAGUGCUCCCUUACUUGCACUUCCUGACUUUUCUAAGACUUUUGAAAUUGAAUGUGAUGCAUCUGGAUUUGAACACAUCAAAUCUUGCUAUGCUAAUGAUCCUGAGUUUAAAGAUGUGUUUAGAGAAUCUGAGAAACAUGCUAGUGGAAAAUUCUAUCAAGGAAGCUCACGCAGGAGGGCUGAUGGGACACUUUGGGGUCGCCAAAACACUCUCCACCUUGCAGGAGCACUUCUACUGGCCGAGUAUGAAGAAAGAAGUGGAGCGUGUGUGCUCAAGGUCAGGAAGAACAUUGAGGAGAGGACCAAGAUGUAUGAGAGGCAGAAGAACAAGGGGCGCAAGGAGCUAGUACUUGAACCGGUGAUCUUGUGUGGAUUCACAUGA